AUGGCUGGUGCUUGGAACAACAUCAAGCAAACUGCCGUCGCGCACAGUUUUUUGCGUGCUUCAGUGUCAGGUGACGACUUCGGGUGUGCUAUCACUGCUGACAACAAGUGCUACACGUCCGAAGGAGUGGAGUUCACACGAGUCACGGUGUUCGGCUGGGACCUGAGGCCCGUCUACGAGAAGCUCGUAAAGCCGCGGGGACAGAUUCUGCACUACAACACGCGGUUCAGCGGCCUGACAGAAGAGGACAUGGUGGGCGUGAAGACGAACCUAAGGGAUGUCCAGGCUGCCCUGCUGGCCCGUUUUUCGGCCGACACAAUCCUCUUGGGCCACACUCUCGACUCGGACUUGCGCGCCCUGCGGCUGAUUCACGAGACCGUCGUCGACACGGCCGCCAUGUUCCCCCACCGACGGGGACUCCCUUACAAACGAGCCCUGCGUAGCCUCAUGGCCAAACACCUGAGCAAGAUCAUCCAGAAUGGAGUGGAUGGUCACGACAGCCAAGAAGAUGCAGCCGCCUGCGUGGAGCUCAUGCUGUGGAAAGUGCGCGACGGCCUCAAGAAAGGUGCACGAUGA
Molecule: messenger RNA, 576 nt
Organism: Rhipicephalus microplus (southern cattle tick)
Lineage: Eukaryota; Metazoa; Arthropoda; Arachnida; Ixodida; Ixodidae
Product: putative exonuclease GOR
Cellular component (GO): nucleus
Molecular function (GO): exonuclease activity; nucleic acid binding
Source: RefSeq, a predicted model, not a curated record